This is a messenger RNA of Arabidopsis arenosa, 1851 nucleotides long. The record is from the annotation of a GenBank genome assembly. Lineage: Eukaryota; Viridiplantae; Streptophyta; Magnoliopsida; Brassicales; Brassicaceae.
AAGCUCUCUUGAUUUGCUUUUCCUGGUUUUGAGGAAGUAUGUUUAGAUCAUCACCAAGAAGAGGACAGAGAUCAAAGGGUUUCAAGGUUAAGCAUUGUAUUCAAUUGACUUUGUUACUUAGUGUUGGAAUAUGGUUGCUUUAUCAAGUUAAGCAUUCUCAUGAGAAGAAAUCUCAGUUUGAGCAAAGUGCAAAGAUUGUUGUUGAUAAAGUUGUGAAGCUUGGUAGGAAAGAUCUUAUCCCUCGUGUUGUUGAAGAUGAAGCUGAGGAUGAAGGAAGUAGGAAUGUUGUUGAGAGUUUUAAUGGCGGUGGUGAUGAUAAGGAGAAUGAGAUUGUAGAAGGAGGUGAAGAGAGUAAGGAGAAGGAAAGUGAAGGGAUUGUGUUGAAUAGUGAGGUUGAGGAGAAGAGAGAUAAUGGUGGUGGUGCGGAAGAGAGUGAGGUUGAAGAGAAUAGAGAUAAUGGCGGUGGUAGUAUGGAAGAGAACGAGAAGAGUGGGGCUGAAGAGAGUGAGGUUGAGGAGAGAAAAGAAAAUGGCGGUACGGAAGAGAGUGAGGUUGAGGAGAGGAAAGACAAUGGCGGUACCGAAGAGACUGAGGUUGAGGAGAGGAAAGACAAUGGCAGUACAGAAGAGACUGAGGUUGAGGAGAGGAAAGACAAUGGCGGUACUGAAGAGAAUGAGGAGAGUAAAGAGAAGAGUAGUACCGAAGAGAGUGAGGUUGAGGAGAAGAAAGAAAACCGAGUUACAGAGGAGAGCGAAGAGAGUAAAGAAAAGAGUGGUACCGAAGAGAAUGAGGUUGAUGAGAAGAAAGAUAAUGGAGGUACAGAAGAGAAGAAAGACAAUGGUGGUACCGAAGAGAGUGAGGUUGAAGAGAAGAAAGAAAACGGAGGUACAGAUGAGAGCGAGAAGAGUGGUACAGAAGAGAAGGAUAUAGAUGAGAAAGCGAAUAUUGAAGAGGCAAGAGAGAAUAAUUACAAGGGAGAUGAUGCUUCUAGUGAGGUAGUCCAUGAGUCUGAGGAGAAGACUAGUGAGUCGGAGAACGGUGAGAAAGUGGAGGACAAGUCGGGUAUAAAGACUGAAGAAGUGGAAGAUUCUGUUAUCAAGAGUGUUUUGCCUAACACAACCGAUAAUGGGGAAAGCAGUAGUGAUGAGAAGACUGGUUCAUCCUCAGGUCAUGAAUCCGAUUCCUCGGAGGGAAUAAAAUCUGAGGGUGAAUCUAUGGAGAAGAAUGAGUUGUUGGAGAAGGAGUUCAAUGAUUCUAACGGUGAGUCUUCUGUGACCGGGAAAUCUACGGGUUCUGGAGAUGGAAGUUCUCAGGAAACUAGGAAAGAAGAAGAUGGGAAAGAGAAGGAAAAUGGAAGUACUGAGAGUGAGAAGAAGGAACAAGUUGAGGAAAACGAGAAGAAGACUGACGAAGACACAAGUGAAUCGAGCAAAGAUAAUAGCAACUCCGAUACUGAACAAAAGCAAUCAGAGGAAACAUCAGAGAAAGAGGAAAGCAACAAGAAUGGUGAGACAGAGGUAACUCAAGAACAUCCUGAUUCUUCUACGGAUACUAAUCUUCCUCAAGAAGUAAAAGAUGUUCGCACCGAUCUUGAAACUUUACCGGAUUCUGGUAAUGGAGGGAGCAAUGAGAGUGUUGCGGCUGAGUAAAUCUCCUCUGGUUGAUCAAAUUCUCUCAUUUGAUGUUGUUUAGUAGAGAGUUUUACGAAUUGAAUUUGUGUCAUUGUAAGUUGUUGUAAUCUUUUUCUUAACAUAUUAUGGGUUGUUCUCAUUCCCAGAGCAUAAGUUAUAGCUUUUCUUUUGUACCGAACACAUGAUUAUUUUUCUCUUUAAACAAAUUCUUUUUUUUUGA